Molecule: messenger RNA, 837 nt
Organism: Penicillium diatomitis
Lineage: Eukaryota; Fungi; Ascomycota; Eurotiomycetes; Eurotiales; Aspergillaceae
Product: Sec63 complex subunit SEC66
Exons: 2
Coding region: 1-837 (278 amino acids)
Biological process (GO): post-translational protein targeting to membrane, translocation
Cellular component (GO): Sec62/Sec63 complex
Source: RefSeq, a predicted model, not a curated record
AUGGUGGACUGGCUGAGUCUCGCAGUCCCUCUUGCCUACCUGGGUGUUUUGAUCGGCUCUCUCGCGACAUUCUCCUCUCUAUAUAGAAAGCGCAAGGCCCAAAAAGCGGCCAGUUUGGAAUCAUGGUUCCCCGCCCACAUCCAACGUGAUAUCUACUUCUCACUCAUGCAUCUCGAUCCUCCUGCGGAGAAGAAGUCCCCCGCGGUUCCCGAAUCUGUCCUCAAGGCGUCCCUCCUCCGUCGCGCAACCGAGGACAUCCGUCGCGUGAUGACGCUCCGCUCCCAGAAGCAAGCUCUUGGAGUCCUUUUGCAGCGCGGCAGUGUCGGCGAUGAUCUCUGGCAGCGAUUCCUCCGCGCAGAGAAAGAAAUGGAGGACGAGGUGCGGGACGUUGUCUCCGAGGCGAACGCCUACGUCCCCGGCUGGGGCCAGGUUAUUUUCCAGUCUGCGAAUGAGAUGUUGAACAAUGAUCUUUACCGCGCGCGUCUCAAGGAGCACAGUGAAAAGGCCGCCGAAGAGCGCGCGUGGUGGGACAAGAAGAAGUCCAGCAUCCAGGAGGAGUUUAUGAAAGAGUUGAAUGAGGAGAGUGCUGUUCCAAAUGCUAAGAUCGCCGAUGUUUCUGGAUCUACCUCCCCGAUUGCGCCUGCGUCUGUGAGCGCAUCACGACCUGUUACUCCGGCCAAGCAAAACCUGGCUGCGUCUGUGGCCAACACGCCCUCUGUCCAGGGAAGCGAUGAUGAUGCGGUUAUGGUAGAGGCGGACACGUCCACGGUCAAUAGCCCUGGCACACCGGGGUCUGUGAGUGGGAAGAAGAAGAACAAGGGAAAGGGGAAGAAAUAA